Messenger RNA from Myotis lucifugus (little brown bat), 8238 nucleotides. Its product is annotated as ankyrin-3. The coding region runs from base 1 to 7959 and encodes 2652 amino acids. The transcript is spliced from 3 exons. Lineage: Eukaryota; Metazoa; Chordata; Mammalia; Chiroptera; Vespertilionidae. The record is from RefSeq and is a predicted model, not a curated record.
AUGGCACGAGCACAGCCUGAAGAGGAGCAUAAAGAUGAAGCAGAUUCUCAUUUCCUCUUCGCGGUUCACUCUUGUUCUGAACCACAGAAUGCUGGUAGUAAAUCCAUCUUUGCUAGUGAAACAGUUGAACGGAGUGCAGGAGCAACAAGAUCCCUCCCCACUUCUUACUCAUACAAGCCAUUCUUUUCUACAAGACCAUACCAGUCCUGGACCACAGCUCCGAUCACAGUGCCCGGGCCAGCCAAGUCAGGCUUCACUUCCUUAUCAAGUUCUUCCUCAAAUACGCCAUCAGCUUCUCCGUUAAAAUCAAUUUGGUCCGUUUCGACUCCUUCUCCAAUCAAAUCCACAUUAGGCGCGUCAACUACAUCUUCAGUUAAAUCCAUUAGUGAUGUGGCAUCUCCAAUUAGAUCCUUUCGGACAAUUUCUUCGCCAAUAAAAACAGUGGUGUCACAAUCUCCAUACCAUAUCCAAGUGUCUUCUGGUACCCUGGGUAGAGCGCCCACAGUCACGGAGGCCUCGCCUUUAAAGGGGCUGCCGUCCAGUUCCAUGUUUUCCUCUCGAACCUCUCCAGUGACUACAGCAGGGUCUCUUUUGGAGAGGUCAUCCAUUACUAUGACACCCCCGGCCUCCCCCAAGUCAAACAUUAAUAUGUAUUCCUCAAGUUUGCCAUUUAAGUCAAUCAUUACAUCAGCAGCGCCGCUAAUAUCUUCGCCUUUAAAGUCAGUGGUGUCUCCAGCUAAAUCAGCAGUUGAUAUCAUUUCAUCGGCGAAAGUUACGAUGGCCUCUUCUCUCUCAUCUCCUGUGAAGCAGAUGCCUGGACAUGCAGAGGUAGCAUUAGUCAAUGGAUCUAUUUCCCCUCUGAAAUAUCCAUCAUCUUCAACUUUAAUUAACGGAUGCAAAGCCACUGCCACGUUACAGGAAAAAAUUUCUACAGCUACAAACUCUGUAAGCGCUGUGGUUAAUGCCGCCACAGAAACAGUUGAGAAAGUGUUUUCUACGACAGCGAUGCCAUUUUCCCCACUCAGGUCAUAUGUUUCUUCAGCACCAUCAGCUUUUCAGUCUCUCAGAACUCCUUCCGCAAGUGCACUCUAUGCAUCCCUUGGGUCGUCAAUAUCUGCAACUACCUCAUCUGUAACUUCAUCGGUAAUAACAGUGCCAGUAUACUCUGUAGUCAAUGUUUUGCCAGAACCAGCAUUAAAGAAACUCCCAGACUCUAAUUCACUUGCAAAAUCAGCAGCAGCCUUGCUGUCCCCCAUUAAAACAUUGACUACGGAGUCACGUCCUCAGCCCCAUUUCAAUCGAACUUCAUCCCCAGUCAAGUCAUCUUUGUUCCUUGCACCCUCUGCCCUUAAGUUGUCUGCACCAUCUUCUUUAUCUUCCAGUCAGGAGAUAUUAAAAGACGUGGCUGAAAUGAAAGAGGACCUCAUGCGGAUGACAGCAAUACUACAAACAGAUGUGCCUGAGGAGAAGCCAUUCCAGCAUGAACUCCCCAAAGAAGGGAGAGUGGAGGACGAAGAACCUUUCAAAAUUGUUGAGAAAGUAAAGGAAGACUUAGUGAAAGUUAGCGAAAUCCUUAAAAAAGAUGUGUGUGUCGAUAAUAAAGGACCACCCAAAUCACCAAAGAGUGACAAAGGACACUCUCCCGAAGACGACUGGAUAGAAUUCAGUUCCGAAGAAAUAAGAGAAGCGAGACAGCAAACUGCUGCGAGCCGUUCUCCCACUCUGCCCGAGCGAGUGCAAGUCAAAGCAAAAGCUGCCUCCGAUAAGGAUUACAGCUUGACCAAGGUGAUUGAUUACCUAGCGAAUGAUAUUGGGAGUAGUUCACUGACAAACUUAAAGUACAAGUUUGAGGAUGCAAAGAAAGAUGGUGAAGAGAGACAGAAAAGAAUUUUAAAACCAGCAAUUGCUUUGCAGGAACACAAACUCAAAAUGCCUCCUGCCUCCAUGAGGCCUUCCACCUCCGAGAAGGAAUUGUGUAAAAUGGCCGAUUCCUUUUUUGGAACAGAUGCUAUUUUAGAGUCUCCAGAUGACUUUUCUCAGCAUGACCAAGAUAAAAGUCCCUUGUCUGACAGUGGCUUUGAAACGAGAAGUGAAAAAACACCUUCAGCCCCACAGAGCGCUGAAAGCACUGGUCCCAAGCCGCUUUUUCACGAAGUCCCCAUCCCUCCUGUCAUCACAGAAACGAGAACCGAAGUGGUUCAUGUUAUCAGGAGCUAUGAGCCCUCGGCCGGAGAGGCUUCCCAGUCCCAACCAGAGGAACCCGCGUCACCCAAACCGUCACCCACGUUUAUGGAAUUAGAACCCAAGCCCAGCACUUCCAGUAUUAAAGAAAAAGUUAAAGCAUUUCAAAUGAAAGCCAGUAGUGAUGAAGAUGACCACAGUCGAGCUUUGAGCAAAGGCAUGCGUGUCAAAGAAGAGACACACAUAACCACUACUACCAGGACGGUUUAUCAUUCUCCACCAGGCAGCGAAGGCGCCUCUGAAAGAAUUGAAGAAACCAUGUCGGUCCAUGACAUCAUGAAGGCCUUUCAGUCCGGGCGGGACCCUUCCAAAGAACUGGCAGGUCUGUUUGAACAUAAGUCGGCAGUGGCCCCAGAUGUUCACAAGUCUGCUGCUGAAACCUCAGCCCAGCACGCAGAGAAGGACAACCAAAUGAAACCCAAACUGGAGCGUAUAAUAGAAGUCCACAUCGAAAAAGGUAACCAAGCUGAGCCUACUGAAGUCAUUAUUAGAGAAACCAAAAAGCAUCCAGAAAAGGAAAUGUAUGUGUAUCAGAAAGACUUAUCCCGGGGAGAUGUUAACCUAAAAGAUUUUCUGCCAGAAAAACACGAUGCUUUUCCUUGUUCAGAGGAACAGGGUCAGCAAGAAGAGGAAGAACUCACUGCAGAAGAGUCCUUGCCUUCUUAUCUGGAGUCUUCCAGAGUAAACACUCCUGUGUCCCAAGAAGAAGAUAGUCGCCCUAGUUCUGCUCAACUCAUAUCUGAUGACUCUUAUAAAACAUUGAAGCUUUUGAGUCAACACUCAAUAGAAUACCAUGACGAUGAGUUGUCAGAACUAAGAGGGGAGUCUUACAGGUUUGCUGAGAAAAUGCUUCUGUCAGAAAAGCUAGAUGUGUCUCAUUCCGAUACUGAGGAAUCGGUGACAGACCAUGCAGGACCCUCUAGCUCAGAGUUACAGGGGUCUGAUAAGCGGUCCAGAGAAAAAGUAGUCACUGCCCCCAAAAAAGAAAUUCUCUCCAAAAUCUAUAAAGAUGUGUCUGAAAAUGGUGUAGGUAAAGUGUCUAAAGAUGAGCAUUUUGAUAAAGUGACAGUGUUGCACUAUUCUGGCGAUGGUAGUAGUCCAAAACAUGCCAUGUGGAUGCGCUUUACUGAGGACAGAUUAGACAGAGGUAGAGAGAAGUUGAUGUAUGAAGAUAGGGUGGACAGGACUGUGAAGGAAGCUGAAGAAAAACUGACUGAAGUGUCACAGUUUUUUCGUGACAAAACCGAAAAGCUCAAUGAUGAACUGCAGUCCCCAGAGAAAAAGGCACGCCCCAGAAAUGGCAAGGAAUACUCUUCUCAAAGCUCUACCAGUAGCAGCCCCGAGAAAGUAACGCUGACAGAACUGUUGGCAUCCAGCGAUGAGUGGGUUAAGGCGAGGCAGCAUGCCCGUGAUGGACAAAGCCUCCCCAGAGCCAGUGAGAGGAAAGCGUCCAGUCUGCCCAGCAGCCCGGAGAAGAAGGUUCUGUCCCAACAGACUGAGGACAGCAAGUCCACGGAGGAAGCCCAAGGAAGCGUGCCACAGAGCAAAGCACCAGAAGGGCCCCAGUCUGGGUUUCAGCUCAAACAAUCUAAACUGAGCUCCAUUAGAUUAAAAUUUGAACAAGGUGCACAGGCCAGAAGUAAGGACGUGACUCAAGAGGACAAGAAGCCAGAUGGCCAAUCCAGAAUCCCAGUUAAAAAAAUGCAGGAGAGCAAGCUACCCGUCUACCAACUUUUUGCUAGAGAAAAACAGCAGAAGGCCAUAGACCUCUCAGAUGAAAGAGUACCUGUCCAAAAAGAUUUUAUGGUAUUAAAAGCUAAAGAUGAGCCCGAGCAAAGCAGUGAAAUUGUUGUAAAUGAUUCUGGCUCUGAUGAUGUGAAAAAACAGAGAACUGAAAUGUCAAGUAAAGCGAUGCCUGACUACUUUUCUGAGCAACAGGCGAAAGACUUGACAUGUCAUGUAACCUCAGAUUUAGCAACUAAGGGACCCUGGGACAAAAAGGUCUUUAGAACGUGGGAAAGUUCUGGAGCCGCUAACAAUAAGUCGCAGAAAGAAAAGCUUUCGCAUGUACUUGUUCAUGAUGUAAGAGAGAAUCACAUUGGUCACCCUGAGAGUAAAAUUGUUGAUCCCAGGAGUGAAUUUGUGUCUGUGACUGAGAGAGAACACAAAUUGUUAACAAAUGGCUCUCUCUCAGAAGUUAAGGAAAUGACUGUAAAAUCUCCCUCCAAAAAGGUCUUGUACAGGGAAUAUGUUGUGAAAGAAGGGGACCGUCCUGGCGGGGCUCUCGAUCAACCUUCCAGGAGAAGUGAGAGCUCGGCGGUGUCGCACAUCCCAGUCAGGAUGGCCGAUGAGCGGAGAAUGCCGUCUUCUCAUGUUCCCGUUGGUUUUUGUGAGCAGUCGCCAUUUCCAAAGCAUGAACUAUCACAAAAGUCACCCCAGUCAAGUCACAAAGAGACAGUGGAGACACAGCACUUUAAUUCUCUAGAAGAUGAAAAAGUUACCUAUUCAGAAAUCAGCAAAGUUUCCAAACAUCAGAGUUAUGUAGGCUUAUGCCCCUCUCUCGAUGAAACUGAAAGCUCCCCCACCAAAUCUCCUGAUUCUCUAGACUUUAGCCCAGGAAAAGAAUCUCCCUCUAGCGAAGUAUUCGACCACAGUCCCAUUGAUGGAUUGGAAAAAGUUGCACCACUAGCCCCGCCAGAGGGAGGGAAAGAGAUAAAAACUUUACCUGUUUAUGUCAGUUUCGUACAGGUGGGGAAGCAGUAUGAAAAGGAGAUACAACAAGGAAGUGUGAAAAAAAUCAUCAGUCAGGAAUGUAAGACAGUACAAGAGACCAGGGGGACCUUUUAUACAACCAGACAGCAAAAGCAGCCUCCUUCUCCCCAAGGUAGUCCGGAAGAUGAUACUCUAGAGCAAGUUUCCUUUCUAGACAGCUCUGGGAAAAGCCCUUUAACCCCAGAAACACCCAGUUCAGAGGAAGUGAGUUAUGAAUUUACGUCUAAGACACCAGACUCACUCAUAGCUUAUAUACCAGGUAAACCCAGCCCAAUUCCCGAGGUUUCUGAGGAAUCGGAGGAGGAGGAGCAGGGCAAGUCGUCCUCCUUAAAGCAGACAACAGUGGAGGAGAUAAUAGGCGCGCACCAAUUGCCUAGCAGUGUGAGCAAAGACUCUAACCAAAGACCCAAAACCAACAGAGUUGCCUAUAUCGAGUUUCCCCCUCCUCCGCCGCUGGAUGCAGACCAGAUGGAGUCGGAGAAGGAUCUUUCUCUGCCUGAAAGAGAGGCUGGCAUGAUUGAAGUCAGUCUGCAAGAUGAGCAGGACAAGUACCAGCUGGCUGAGCCAGUCAUCCGAGUGCAGCCACCCUCCCCAGUUCCUCCUGGGGCAGACGUCAGUGAUUCGAGCGAUGAUGAAUCACUUUAUCAACCAGUUCCAGUUAAAAAAUACACCUUCAAAUUAAAGGAAGCAGACAGUGAUCAAAAAGAAAUGACAAAACCCAAAGCUUCUGCUGAAAAGGCUUCCAACCAGAAAGAAUUAGAAACUAAUGGAUCUGGAAAAGAUCAUGAAUUUGGCCUUGAUUCGCCUCAGAAUGAAACUGCCCAGAAUGGGAACAACGACCAGUCCAUCACAGAGUGUUCCAUUGCUACCACGGCCGAGUUUUCUCAUGAUACAGAUGCCACAGAGAUUGAUUCUCUUGAUGGCUAUGACCUGCAAGAUGAAGAUGAUGGCUUGACGGAGAGUGAUUCCAAACUCCCAAGUCAGACCAUGGAAAUUAAGAAAGACAUCUGGAACACAGAGGGCAUUCUGAAGCCAGCUGAUCGCUCCUUUAGCCAAAGUAAACUUGAAGUCAUCGAGGAGGAGGGCAGGGUGGGACCAGAUGAAGAUAAGCCAUCUUCCAAAAGCUCUUCGUCCGAAAAGACUCCUAAUAAGACUGAUCAGAAGUCAGGGGCCCAGUUUUUCACCCUAGAAGGCAGACAUCCUGACAGAUCAGUGUUUCCUGAUACUUAUUUCAGUUACAAAGUAGAUGAAGAAUUUGCCACUCCUUUUAAAACAGUAGCUACCAAAGGUCUAGAUUUUGACCCUUGGUCUAAUAACCGAGGGGAUGAUGAAGUUUUUGACAGUAAAUCCCGGGAAGAUGAAACUAAGCCAUUUGGUCUGGCUGUGGAAGACCGCUCUCCGGCAACAACCCCUGAUACAACGCCAGCCAGAACGCCAACCGAUGAAAGUACCCCAACUAGUGAGCCUAACCCCUUCCCAUUUCAUGAAGGAAAAAUGUUUGAGAUGACUCGCAGUGGUGCAAUUGACAUGAGCAAGAGGGAUUUUGUUGAAGAGAGGCUCCAAUUUUUCCAGAUUGGUGAGCAUACUUCUGAAGGGAAGUCAGGGGACCAGGGGGAAGGGGAUAAAAGUAUGGUCACUGCCACACCACAGCCACAGUCAGGGGACACCACUGUAGAAACCAAUCUAGAGAGAAAUGUAGAGGCACCUGCGGUCGAACCUAAACCCAGCAUCCCGACCAGCGGAGAGUGUCAGGAAGGCACACCCAGUAGUGCCUCCCUGGAGAAGUCAGCAGCAGCCACUAACACCUUGAAAGUUGACCCCAAGUUGCGCACGCCUAUAAAAAUGGGGAUUUCUGCGUCCACCAUGACCAUGAAGAAAGAAGGCCCUGGAGAAGUCACAGAUAAGAUAGAAGCUGUGAUGACCAGUUGUCAGGGAUUAGAAAAUGAAACUAUAACAGUGGUUUCAAAUUCAGCCGAUAGCCACACGGGUGCUAGGCCCCAAGAAAAACACGAUUUUCAAAAAGAUAACUUUAAUAACAACAACAAUUUGGAUUCUUCCACUAUACAGACAGAUAACAUUACAAGUAACGUAGUUCUGACAGAACACGCCGCACCCACUCGUACCACAGAGAAAGCUAAUCCAGUGAAAAGCUCAUCAGGAAAAAAGACAGGGGUGCCACAGGGACACUGUGUGAGAGAGAAGCAGAAAGUGCUUGGAGAGCAGCAAAAGACACAGGCACCGGUAGGGAUUAGGCGCAAAUCCAAACUUCCCAUAAAGGCCACUUCAGCAAAAGAUACCUUCCCACCAAAUCAUAUGCCAAACAUGAAAGGGAGUAAAAUGAAGCAGGUUAGUCCAUCUGAGAAAACCAAAACCCUUACCUCUUCUUCAUGUCUAGACGUAAAGUCCAGAAUUCCAGUAAAAAACACACACAGGGAUAACACAGCUUCAGUUAGAAAAGCAUGCACCCCACAAAAGCAAGGGCAGCCAGAGAAAGACAAGGCCAAACACCUGCCAUCCAAGUUGCCAGUAAAGGUAAGAUCCACCUGUGUCACCACCUCCAAUGCUACCACCACAGUUCAAGUCAGGAAAAGUCAGCUUAAGGAAGUUUGUAAACAUUCCAUUGAAUAUUUUAAGGGAAUUAGUGGUGAGACCUUAAAGCUUGUGGACCGCCUCUCUGAAGAAGAAAAAAAGAUGCAGUCCGAGGUGUCGGAUGAGGAAGACAGUACCUCAAGAAACACGUCGUUGUCCGAGAGUUCCCGGGGUGGCCAGCCUUCAGUUACAACGAAGUCUGCUAGAGAUAAGAAAACAGAGGCAGCACCUUUAAAAUCAAAGAGUGAAAAGGCCGGCAGUGAGAAAAGGAGCAGUAGGAGGACUGGUGAGAAUGAAGGCAGUCAGGUUUCUCGAGCACUCUUUGCUCACAUCCUGGAGAACGAGCCUAGUUUGUAAACACUUUCCAACUCGUAGACCCUAGUGCAUGAACUGUUGUGAUUGCCUGUGGAGUGACUUAACCGUAGUUUCUCAUUCUGUCAUUGUCAUCUGUAUGUGCUGUUUAUAUAUACUCCUCUUUCUUCCUUCUAACCAAACUACACCAUAGACAGCUAGGGAAGCAUGCUGAAGAUAUUGGUGUCAUUCAUGAUGAGCAAAUUUUUUUUAAUGUGCUAACGGAUAUGAUUCUGUGAAAGUAAAAGCACAGAAGUUGAAACCCCAUCAUGGUGUUUUCACAAA